AUGGCACACAAAGAAUUUUCAUCCACAUCUUUUCCCUCAAAUUCUAACCCUCCAAACUCUAACAAUGAUUCCUCAGAAAACAACCUUAGUAUUUUUUCUACACACUCAGAUAACCCUUUUACCAUGGUGGAAGGCAACAACGAGAUCAUGGUCUCUCACACCACUACCACCACCAACAACAAUGACACAUUGGUGAUGCCACCAUCAUCAUCUUCACAACUGUCCUCUGAUAGGUAUAUGGAUCUCCGUCAAGAUCCACCAAAGGUCAUUCCCAAAUCCUCCACCAAAAAACGAAUGGGUAGACCUUUGGGCUCUAAGAACAGGCCCAAAGCACGCGUCAUUGUCGAGGAAGACAAGGAAACCUUCACAGAAGUAGUUACACUUCAAAUCCCACUUGGAGAAGAUAUUGUGGAGCAUAUAAUCAAGUAUGCUCAACAACGUCAAGCUAACAUAAUAGUGUCGAGGGGUUUCGGUCUUAUUUCUAACAUUACCUUUCUUGAUCCAGUAUCACGUGUCCCAUUAUUACCCAUCGAAGGACCCGUGCAUAUGACAUCUCUAUUUGGAACAUAUAUAAAUCCAAAUUGUGAAUGUCCUCCUCGAAAAUUCAUAACUGAUCCACCAUGUUCCUCUUUUACCGUAUAUUUCUCUAGUCCUAAUGGAUAUGUAUUUGGUGGAAUUGUUGGUGGAAAGGUUAAGGCUGCUGGUGUUAUUUUGAUUAAUGCUACUCUUGUUUGGACAACUUUGUUCCACAGGGCAAUCUCCUCCAAUAGAAAUGUUCGAGAAAAUGAAGAGGGUGGACCAAUAUAUGUUGAUGGUGGCAUCACUAAUGUUAAUCAUGUAGCAUAUGAAUCUGACAACAACAGUAAUAACAACAAUGUUUUUCAUAUGCCUACUAGCUUUAAUGGUGUGGAUGCUAAUUCAACUCAAUUGAAUUAUCAACUUCCCUCUCAAUAUCUUCCUAUUGAUGAGAACGUCAUUGAUGAGAACUUCAUGCAGUGGAACCACUCCAAUCACCCUCAUUAUUAG
Vicia villosa (hairy vetch) is the source of this 1026-nucleotide messenger RNA. Its product is annotated as AT-hook motif nuclear-localized protein 15-like. The transcript has a single exon. The coding region runs from base 1 to 1026 and encodes 341 amino acids. Gene Ontology annotation, cellular component: nucleus. Lineage: Eukaryota; Viridiplantae; Streptophyta; Magnoliopsida; Fabales; Fabaceae. Gene Ontology annotation, molecular function: minor groove of adenine-thymine-rich DNA binding; DNA-binding transcription factor activity. The record is from RefSeq and is a predicted model, not a curated record.